Molecule: messenger RNA, 3896 nt
Organism: Mauremys reevesii (Reeves's turtle)
Lineage: Eukaryota; Metazoa; Chordata; Testudines; Geoemydidae
Gene: ERCC4
Product: ERCC excision repair 4, endonuclease catalytic subunit
Exons: 11
Coding region: 90-2798 (902 amino acids)
Biological process (GO): nucleotide-excision repair involved in interstrand cross-link repair; resolution of meiotic recombination intermediates; double-strand break repair via homologous recombination
Cellular component (GO): nucleotide-excision repair factor 1 complex
Molecular function (GO): damaged DNA binding; single-stranded DNA endonuclease activity; single-stranded DNA binding
Source: RefSeq, a predicted model, not a curated record
GGCAGCGGGUUCACUGCUGCUAGUGCGCAUGCUCUGCUCUUCUGGGGCGCGCGAGCGCAACGGCUGCUGGUCUGUCAGCGCAGCCGGUCAUGGCGGCGGCGCUGGAGCACGAGAACCAGGUUUUCCUGGAUCUCUUCCACCAAGACGGGCUGGUGAUCUGCGCCCGCGGCCUGGGCAUCGACCGCAUCCUGCUGCGCUUCCUCCGCCUCUACUGCGAGCCGGCCAGCUUGGUGCUAGUGCUCAACACCAGCCCGGCCGAGGAGGAGUAUUUUAUUGAUCAGCUGAGGUCAGAUGGAGUUGUUCAUCUUCCUCGGCGUGUUACCAAUGAAAUUACAAGCAACUGUAGAUAUGAAGUUUACACACAAGGUGGUGUCCUCUUCGCAACAAGUCGAAUUCUUGUGGUGGAUUUCCUGACAGAUAGAAUUCCUUCAGAUCUUAUAACUGGCAUUUUGGUAUACAAAGCACACAGAAUCAUUGAGUCUUGUCAGGAAGCAUUUAUCUUGCGACUCUUUCGCCAGAAGAACAAGAAAGGGUUCAUCAAAGCUUUUACAGACAAUGCCAUUGCCUUUAAUACUGGCUUUUGUCAUGUGGAAAGAGUGAUGAGAAAUCUCUUUGUACGGAAACUUUAUCUUUGGCCAAGGUUUCAUAUAGCAGUGAAUUCAUUUUUAGAGAAACACAAACCUGAAGUGGUGGAAAUACAUGUAUCCAUGACCCCUGCCAUGCUCACCAUCCAGACCUCUAUACUGGACAUCCUGAAUGUAUGUCUGAGAGAACUCAAACGCUAUAACCCAGCUCUUGAAGUAGAAGACUUAUCAUUAGAAAAUGCUAUUGGAAAACCUUUUGACAAGACAAUUCGUCACUAUUUAGAUCCUCUUUGGCACCAACUUGGAGCUAAGACGAAAUCUUUGGUUCAGGAUUUGAAGAUAUUACGUACUUUGCUACAGUAUCUAACUCAGUAUGAUUGUGUCACUUUUCUUAACCUUGUGGAGUCAUUGAGAGCAACUGAAAAAGCAUUUGGUCAGAAUUCAGGAUGGCUAUUUCUUGAUUCGAGUAAUUCAAUGUUUGUAAAUGCUCGAGCAAGAGUUUAUCGCAUUUCAGAUGACAAAAUAAGUAAGAAAAGCAAAGUAUCUGAAAAAAUGGAUAUAAAAGAGGGAAAAGAACUGAAAAGGGAACUGGUCUUAGAAAGCAACCCAAAGUGGGAGGCCUUAAGAGAAGUAUUGAAAGAGAUUGAAUCUGAGAACAACAACAGUGAGGAUCUUGGCGGGCCAGGGCAAGUGCUUAUUUGUGCCAGUGAUGACCGAACUUGUGCACAACUGAGAGAGUAUAUUAUUGCUGGAGCAGAGGCACUUUUAAUGAGGCUCUAUAACAAAACUUUUGGGAAGGAUGAAAGAGCUGGAGAAGCAUGGAUUAAGGAUAGAAAAGCUGUCAAGUCCAAAGGAAAUGCCAAAUCGGACAAAGGACCUCAAGCUAAAAAAGCCAAAGUAGAGGCCUGCUCAAAACAAAACAAAAUCAUGAAGAAACAAGACUUGACUUUAACCCAAAUGAUGGGAAAAACAGAGGAGGAAGACAUAGGAGAGGAGAUGGAGGGCUAUAAGGAAUUAAGCAGCAGUGAAGAAAUCAAUAUAGAGGAAACCAAACCUGAAGAUUUCCAUCUAAAUUUAGCAUCAGAUGCUUAUUAUGGUAUCUUCAAAAACCCUCUAACUAUUAUUCAUCCAUUGCAGGGUUGUAGUGACCCCUAUGCUCUCACUCGGCUAUUGCAUGAAGUGGAACCAAGAUAUGUAGUGCUGUAUGAUGCAGAACUAACUUUUGUUCGGCAGCUGGAAAUCUACAAGGCAAGCAGGCCUGGGAAGCCCUUGAGGGUUUAUUUCCUUAUAUAUGGAGGUUCGACAGAAGAACAGCGCUAUCUCACUGUGCUGAGAAAAGAAAAAGAAGCUUUUGAAAAACUCAUUCGCGAGAAGGCCAGCAUGGUUAUCCCUGAGGAAAGAGAAGGCAGAGAUGAAACAAACUUGGAUCUCAUAAGAGAUUCUACUUCUGCAACUGUUUCUACUGACACACGCAAAGCAGGUGGACAGGAACAGAAGAGCGUUCAACAGACUAUAGUAGUGGAUAUGCGAGAAUUUCGCAGUGAGCUUCCAUCUCUGAUUCAUCGUCGUGGUAUUGACAUUGAACCUGUUACUUUGGAAGUUGGAGACUACAUUCUCACCCCUGAUAUCUGCAUAGAGCGGAAGAGUAUCAGUGAUUUGAUCGGUUCUUUAAAUAAUGGGAGGCUCUAUUCCCAAUGUAUUUCUAUGUCUCGUUAUUAUAAGCGACCAAUUCUUCUGAUUGAAUUUGACCCUAGCAAAUCUUUCUCUCUCACUUCACGAGGCUCUCUACAUCAAGAGAUUUCCAGUAACGAUAUUACUUCUAAACUCACCCUCCUUACUCUUCAUUUCCCAAGGUUACGUAUUCUGUGGUGUCCGUCUCCCCAUGCCACUGCUGAGUUGUUUGAGGAGUUGAAACAGAACAGGCCACAGCCUGAUGCAGCAAUAGCAAUGGCCAUUACAGCAGAUUCUGAAAUCGUUCCUGAGUCAGACAAGUAUAACCCUGGCCCACAGGACUUCUUAUUAAAAAUACCAGGUGUAAAUGCCAAAAAUUGCCGUGUCUUAAUGAACCAUGUUAAGAGCAUUUCAGAGCUGGUAACUCUGUCACAGGACAAACUCUUAGAAAUUCUGGGCAACGCUGUCAAUGCUAAGCAGCUUUAUGACUUCAUUCACAUAUCCUAUGCAGAGGCCAUUUCUAAAGCGAAAACCAAAAGAUGAUUAAUUAGGCCAUACUGAUGUGCCUUAAAUAGUACUUUGGCUAAGUUUAUUAGAUAUUAAUUUUCUCUUGGUAUAGACAGUUGUGUCCUGUUAAUGUCAUUCCACCAUUUUUCAACAUUCCGGAGGUCUUUAUUGUUGAAAACAAGUUUUGUGUACAAAAGACAAGUUGUCUUUAAACAGCAUUAAUUAGUGCAUCAUUUUAUUCUUCCUAAUGUCUUUGCCAUCUCUGGAGUAGUUCAGCUUUAAAUGAAGGGUGUCUUAGGACUUACCAAAAUCAGGUGCUAAAUGAUGAAGAAGAGUCUCUUAAAAUAAGAGAAACUGGCUAUAGACAUGUACACUGACUUAUAUAAGUGAAGAUGUAUUAAAUUUCAGAUUGGUGGAAUAUGGGUGCCAUUUUGCAUAAUAUGUUGCUUUUGCCCUUAAUAUCCAUAAACCACCCUUUCUGUCAACAUAUGAAUUCCCUAAAUUACAGCUCUUCCAUUGACAGUGGGGCAGCUGUUAAAAUGCUCAUAAUUCUGUGCCUCUGUUGAAAGAAAAUAACUGGAUGACUCAUUAACUUGACAAUCCUCCUUCCUAUCAGAAGUUUCUGUUUUGGUCAGAAAUAUGAAUACAUAAAAGUGGCACCCUCUUGGGUUCGUUGGUCUUUCUGUUGUAUGAAAGGAAAUUUUUUCUAGCAUAUAAAAUUAUUGUUCAAAAGUGAAGUUUUCUUGAAAAGUGAACAGUUUUUAAAACCUGACAUCUAUUAAAUGUCUUAAUACUUUGCACUUGAGUGCCUUGAAUGGAAGAUAUAUACAUAGAUUCAAUGCUGCUACUUCUUUUCACCUGAGAGCUGACUUUUAGCAUUUUUAGGUAGCACAGAAUGGGAGUAGAAAUCUAAUUGCUCUCCAGUAAUUUCUGGGUCACUUGUUAUAAAAGAGGUACGUUCAGUGCAGAAGUUUGAAAUGACAGUUGCAUCUCAGAGCCUGCUUUUGCCCAUGGGGAUAAAUGCAGCUUCCAGUCACUAAGCACUAAUGCAGGGAUCAGCAACCUUUCAGAAGUGAUGUGCUGAGUCUUCAUUUAUUCACUCUAAUUUAAGGUUUCAUGUGCCAAUAAUACAUU